This is a messenger RNA of Rotaria socialis, 1149 nucleotides long. The record is from the annotation of a GenBank genome assembly. Lineage: Eukaryota; Metazoa; Rotifera; Eurotatoria; Philodinida; Philodinidae.
AUGUCACGUCGAGCUCGUUCGUUAAGUCAUUUCCGUGGUACGACACCAGGACGCGAGGCAACUCCAUCUAUUUAUGAGUAUGGAUCAGCUGCUGAUGGUACUGGAGGACGCGGCUAUUCAACACGUCUUAAUGUUUACACUCCUGAUGUGUAUGGAGCAUUAUCUCGUGUGAGUCGAGCUACUUCUGUAGCUCGAUUCAAAGAUGUUGACAGUGAAUUACUCGGCAGUGAUUACAAUCGUUGGAACCGAUCCCGAUCGGUGGGUCGUUACGAUUAUUUGAGAGCAAAACGACCGUAUUCUGCAUAUGGUACACAUGAUUUCGAUUAUUUUGAUCGUUACACAGAACGUAUUCGGGAUAAAACACCAAUUGCUCUUGAUAGUCAUUACACUCAUUAUAGGCCUUAUUAUUGGUAUCAUACAGCACCGCGUACCUUUUACUAUCAUUUUCCAUACGAUGAUUGGCGUUACCGACCAUUUUAUACAUAUCGUUCACCUGCACUUUACUCUGCUGCAGGUAAUAAUUCAUCGUAUAAUUAUCGUUUCAAUGAUUCAAUCGAUCGCAUUAGUUCCCUCAAGCGGGCCAUGCGUGAUAUUGAUUAUACACGUGAAUUAAGACAAUUACGCUUUCCGACACCAUCAACAUUUUCGGCUAUUUCACAUGAUAGUCAAUAUCUAGAUCGAGCACGUGAAGAUGUUCGACGUACUAUUGAUUCUCGUGUUGGUAGUAGGGGUAUUUCAAGACUUAAUAAUCCACGAGAUUAUUUUGGACGAACGUUUGUUCGAUUUGAAAAAGAUGGUGUUAAUAAUGUUGGUGUUCAAUACAAUGGCUUAACCAGAACUGUCGAGCAUAAACCAAGUUAUUGGAAAGCAGAAGAUAAUCUUGAAAUGGGCUAUGAAUUACAAGCACAAAAUGAUGAUACAUUAAAUAAACUGUAUGAUAAUCAAGAUAGAAUCGAUGCGAGUCGUGAAUGUCUUUUACAAGAUAGAGCUGGUAUUGCUCCUCGAAUGUUUCAUUUUGAUAUGAAUUCUCGCCGUGCUCGUCGUGAUGUCGAUAAUACAUUACGUCUCGUUCGAAAUCUUAAACAAUAUAAACAUGAGACAUUUAAUCGAUUAUCACAACCGUGGUCAUUUGGGCGAUAUCUUUAUUAG